This is a messenger RNA of Babesia bovis T2Bo, 2909 nucleotides long. RefSeq lists its product as uncharacterized. NCBI's taxonomy places the organism in Eukaryota, Apicomplexa, Aconoidasida, Piroplasmida, Babesiidae. The record is from RefSeq and is a predicted model, not a curated record. Gene Ontology annotation, cellular component: membrane. The coding region runs from base 146 to 2908 and encodes 920 amino acids. Gene Ontology annotation, biological process: sodium ion transmembrane transport. The transcript has 2 exons.
UAUCGUCUAAUAAUGUGUAUAAAAUAUACAAAGCACCGGUGUAGAUAGGAAUUGCAAUGUGUAAUGCUCCUGUCUAAGUCUAACACAGUGGAGGAUACCUCCAAUCAAUGAGUCAGAACAGUUGCUAUGCGGAUAUACACCCACAAUGGAUAAAUCCAAUAGGAUAGAUUCAGCUAGCCAAAUAUCCGGCUCUAAUUCGGCGUCGAGAUCAAGCCUCAUCCCAUUAGCCCGGGAUGUUAUCGAACCGUCAUCGAACAGAGGACAGAAAUCAAGCACUAGGUCGACCUUAGUGGACGAAUUCAGGAAGAUGUCAAACGUAACACAUGAGGUAAGAUUCGCAAGACCCUUCGCAGCAGAAAUGAAACUACUGCCAAAUGUUAAUGUAGAUUCGAAACAGUCAUCAUUGGGGAUAUUAGAGUUGAACAGUAAAAGUAAUAUGACACAAAUAGUGGCACGAGCAUCCAUGCUCGAUCAAGCUCUCCAAUUCACAAACGCUAAUGGAUAUAAUUCACUAAAUCACCUCAAGGGAAAUAUACUUGUCCAAUUGGACAGAAACCUAGAACGUGCCAUUAUACAACGAGAUGCUAAUCUGGCAUUACAGCGUGAAGAUUGUCGAGAAGCAAACUUCGCAGACUAUGUCCAUUAUGAUCCCGUGGAACUUGGUGAUACAGAAGAACCAAGUAUUCCCGGAAACCACGAUGGAGGGACAACGCGCAUUGACGUGAAUAAUCCAUCACAACGCAUGAGAACAAUGACUGCAAACAAACGCGGUGUCGUGGAGGAAUUAGUUUCACAAGGAGCUUCCCCUACAGAUGUCGCCAAAUUAUCGGAUAUAUUUGAACACCCAUCCUGCCUCAAAGAGAUAGAUAUGGGACUAAUACCAUGGAUAAAGCAACAAACAGAAAUUGGAUACUGGAGAAAUGAAGCAGCGCUCUUUGUGUUGUGUACCACAAUGGCUAUUAGCGUGGGACAUGUGGAAACCAUGUUCAAGCUUAACACUGCAUGGUCAGGAAUGGCAUUCCUAGUACCAUAUUUCUUCGCAUAUAUACUAGUGGUACAGCCAAUGAUAUCCCUAGAACUGAUGCUAGGGCAGCUUUUCCGGUGUGGCCAAAGUGCUAUGUAUGAUAAACUAAGACGUGGAAGCAGCGGCUUGGGCACCGUUAUCGUUAUCAUCUGCCUAACAUCCGGUUGUAUCGCAUGUGCCAGAUCGGCAGCAGAAUAUAUGCUAUAUAUCGCCGAUCUGUUCAAACAGGUCCUGCCAUGGAAACUUACUCCAGAGGAGCAAUCAACUUGUGUGGGUGCCAUGUCUAGAGAAGUUUGUGAAAAGAUGGCGCCAAUAUGCUGGUUCAAUGGAAAUAACUGUAUACCUAAUACAAUAGGUAAGGCUUAUGUGGCAUACCAAAGUAAAUUCUACCCAUUGAAGGAUGUGGGAGGAGCCAGCAUAGAGCCAUCCAUGCUCUGGGCUAUGUUCGCUAUAUAUGCCAUUGUUACGUUGUUCCAACUAGCAGGAAUGGGUAAUUUUACAUUCACCGCCUCGUUGGUCAUCAUGGUUGCGUUCUUUGUGACCCACGUCCAGGCGUUUCUCACCCUGUCACUUGACGGUGGUAAGGAUUUCCUCUGGAGCAGCGUCAAAAGUUGGCAUUGGUCCAACCUCUACCAAAGCAGCAGAAUAUGGUCCCAUACAUUAAGAUCAUGUAUGUAUGAAUUUAUCGUUGGCAGCGGAAUUUACUCCACGUUGUCAACCAAGUCACGUAUCGGAUAUGAUGUGUCAAAGGAAACCGUGGGAGUAGGCAUCUUCUCAGGGUAUGUUACCAUGCUCGUAUUUGGAGCAGCUUGUGGACUCAUUGGUCACCACGCGAAAGUUCUGAAUGUUCAACCUAAGGAUCUCAUGUGGAUGUUGGAGCAAGACUGCAGUUAUAUACUACUACCCCUCGGCUUCCAAAUUACUCAUAACAUAGAGCGAACAUUGGGUAUGCUGCAGUUCGGCUGCUGCGUUGUUCUAUUGUGCUCCACAUUGGCUAUCCAAAUUGAAGUGGCAGUUGCUAACCUAAAGGAUUUGCCGUUCAUGGGUAUCAACCUCAUGAAUGUAAAUUGGAUACGACUCAUGGUGAUAUUCGUACUACUGCUACUUUCAUUGAGUUUCUCAACACGUGUGGGAAAGGACGUAGUAUGGUUUCUAGAAACCGCUGUUGGUGACCUUGGAAGGUCUUUCACCGUAUUCAUCACCUCUAUAGUUGUAGGAUGGCUGCAUGGAUGUGACAAACAAAAGGAAGUCCUAGGAAAGGCUACAGUAUACACUUUCAACAGUAUUUUCUGGGCAUUCAACUGCAUAGCUUUUAUCUGUGAGACCUGUGAUGAGUCGCUACCCGCAUUAGUAUGGUGGUCGGCACGGGUCCUAGGCAUCAUUAUCGCAACUUUUGUAGCACUACACGUUAAUAAAAAGGAUGAGGAACACUCAAAGAGCUAUAAAGAUGUGCUGUGGUGGUUGUUCUGUGGGAAUGUGGAACAAUUACGCCGCGAGUUUUGCCGUGUUAGUCCAAUAUCAAAUGCUGCGGGCCUGCCAAUGCGUCUCUUCUGGUCGAUAUGUAUCAAAUGGUUUAUACCCUGUAUGAUGAGUAACACAAUUGCCGAUAUCCUGGAAGAACUCAUAGCACCCGGACGACUAACUAAAAACUCAACUUUCAUCCCAAAUGGAUGGCCAUUCGUGACUAUUCUGCUUUGGAUGCUUAUGAUCGCACUAGUUUUUACACCACCACUGUUGCUGUGGAUUGCACCGAGGAUGGUUCCUGUGUACAAUACAAUUAAUCUAGAGGAUUUACCCUCGUCACCAACCAAACACUCAUUCUGGGUGAACUUCAAACCGAGGAACCUAUUUUCAGAGUUCCUAAAACAGAAAAAACAGGAAUGAU